Messenger RNA from Danaus chrysippus (African queen), 627 nucleotides. Lineage: Eukaryota; Metazoa; Arthropoda; Insecta; Lepidoptera; Nymphalidae. The record is from the annotation of a GenBank genome assembly.
AUGAUCUAUUUAUUUCUAGAUCCAAAAGUGGAAGGCGAGACGGAUGGUGUCAGAUGUUACUGCAACACGGCACAGUGUGUCAGCACAGGGUACAUGUGUAGGUCAAGAAAGACUGGUGGCUGCUACAGUGAACUGCCCGUGAGAAGACAUCACGCUAGACAUGGCUGCAUUCAACAUCUAGCUGAUACGGAACAGGAAGCGCUAUCCCACUGUCAAGAUACACAAGACAACAGCAUCAACAUCAAAGUCAUCUGCUGUUUUAAGGAUCUUUGCAAUCACGAAGACAGUCCUUUAGCCAGAGCUCGAUUGAACCUCACUAAUGAUAUAGAAGGCAGUGUGGCGAGCGAGCGUGGUUCAUACAACAGUGAAGUAUGGUUCAAAGCUGCCACAAUAGCUGUUCCCGUGUGUGGCGCCCUCAUACUGUUCCUGCUUGUGGCUGUGGCGGUCAGGUUACUGAGGGCUGAUGCCCAACUACAGGCUGAUAGAAAACUCAGAGGCGGCUAUACAUCCCCACCACAGCACAUUGAUGACGUCAAGAAAGUAUGGGUCGGGAAUUCCCCACUCCUGAUGUCGGGAUGUCUUGUAGUCGAAAGAGCUCAGUUGGUCGCUAGCUGCGACACGCGAUAG